AUGUCCCAAUCUCAUCCAUUUGAUGAUAUAGGACAUGACAAUUCAUAUAAUGAGUUUAAUGAUAAUGAUUUACAUCAUGAUGAUUUUUUAAAAGUAAUAACUAAUCUUUUAAAUCAAUCAUCUUCAAGACCCCAUUUAGAUUUUAGAACUUUAGUUGAUUUCCUUUUAACUUCUUGUUUAACAUUGAAAAAUAGUCAAAAAAGAGAUUUAACUAUCCAAGAUUUAUCAAUAUUUCCAAGUAAUAAUUUACAAAUCCUUAUUGUAAAAUCAGAAGAAAAAUUUUAUGGUUGCUUAAGACAUAAAUAUAUCAAUUAUUGUUUACAUACUGCUUUAGCAGUUUAUUUAUUUUCAAGAUUACACAUUCCAGAUAAUUAUGGUACAACAGAAAUGACAGAUGAUAGUAGGAACUCCAGUCCUAGAUUAAAUGCUGAAUCUUUAGAAAGUUCAUCACCAAGUCCUAUUAUCUCCAACAUCAAUCCAAAUUCUCAAACUGGUUCAAUAUGUGGUUCGGGUCCAGGUUCGGGUCCAGGUUCGCAACACGGAUCGAUAUCAGCAUCAGUACCUGGUUCAAUAUCAGGUUCAAUCUCGGGGUCAGCUGGUGGUUCAUUACCGGGAUCUGGUAGUUUGAAUCCUCAAAUUGGUCAGCCAAUUCAAAAUUCAAUCACUUUAUCCCCUAAAUCUAAGAAACUUCAAAACUUUAUUGAAAGUAGGGUUUUAAAAGGUAAUAAUAAACUUCAAUCAAUAACCUACACACAACAACAUAAAUGGGCUGUCAAAGCAUUGGAGAAAUCAAGAAUCCCCACCAAUAGUGUUAACAUCCUUAAAUUCAUCCCGUCAAGAGCCGAACCAUCUUCUAAUACUAUCAGUAAUAUUUCUCCAGAGAUCCUUGUUAAGAAUGCUGGUUUUGACUCAAUAGAUGAUUAUUCAAUAACAAGAGAUAUAGAACCUCCUCAGGAAUUAGUGGACAUGAUCUUCCCUUUUAUCAAUGAUGACUCCAAAUUCGAUAUUUUCACUGUCAGAAUCAAAAACGUUUUAUCCAUGUUGAGAAGAAGCUUGAUCCAAGAUAUGGUAGUCAUAAAAGAAUUCUUUCCUAACAAUCCGUUAUCCAAACAUCCUAUGUUUAACAAUUCAUUAUUUUUUGAAUUUUCCCAUAAAGUUAGGAACUCCAUAAAUUUGAAUAAUGAGAUCAUACCUGUUGCCAUUUCUAAUGCAAAAUCACCUUCAUCUCCAAGAUAUUCAAGUGAUGACACUUUGAUCAAAUCGUUGUUGGAAGUACAAUUAAGACAUGAAAACCAAAUCAUGUUAUUAACUAAUCAAAUGCAUGGUUUUGUUGGUUUCCAGCAAAACUUCUUGAACGAAUUCAAGCAAUUGAUUCAAAAUAACGAUAAGGAUAAGAUCAUAGAGAAAUUGGAUAAAUCUUCAAACGAUUUGAAUGUAAUGGUACCUCCAUUUUAUAAUAUUCAACAGGCACAAGAAAUGCCAGGGUACCCUGUGAAACAGGAACCUUCUUCCCCAGAAGUUAAACCUGAAGUUAUGAACCGUCAAAUGUCUAAUGAUCAAAUUUAUCCCCCAUCUUCACAACAACAACCUCCACAACCACAACCUCCACAACCACAACAACCACAACCACCAAUCCAACCACCCGUACAUGGGAAUAUACCACCAGUACCAAUGUCAAUGAUGAUGCCAAUGCACAUGAUGCCUCAUCAACCAAUUAACCAUAUACAUCACAUCAAUCAAAUGAAUCAAAUAACAAUGUCACCCAUCAAUCAAACGAACCAAAUGAAUCAAAUAAAUAUUCCUUUACAACAAUAUCCUAAUAUACCAAAUCAGGUACCAAGAUUUCCUUCCAUCCCAGGAGUUCAGAUCUUACCUCCAAAUAUGCCAAUGAGUGACCAAGUGUUAGCCAGAAGAAAUGCAUUAAACCGUAGACUUUCAAGACAAGCAACUUCAGUAUAUGAAAUGUGGGAUGAUUUCAAGUCCUUAGAAAAAGAAUUAGAAGAUAAUGAAGUGUCUAUUACUGAAUGGCUUAAAUUGCAUGGAUCCUCUGAAAGACAGUUCAGACAUACAAGAUCCAAAAUCAUCAGAUUUAUCGAAAACGAAAGCAAAAGAACAGGCAAGAGUAUUGGUGAAGUCAAAGAUAGAUUGCAUAAUAAAAUGAGAGAUAGAGCUAAACCUUGGACCCUCGAUGAAGUUCAAAGAAUGCUUACAUCAGGUAAGAAAAUAGAUUUAUCAUAG
Messenger RNA from Yamadazyma jaroonii, 2238 nucleotides. The record is from the annotation of a GenBank genome assembly. Lineage: Eukaryota; Fungi; Ascomycota; Pichiomycetes; Serinales; Debaryomycetaceae.